Molecule: messenger RNA, 6916 nt
Organism: Bombus pascuorum
Lineage: Eukaryota; Metazoa; Arthropoda; Insecta; Hymenoptera; Apidae
Gene: gogo
Exons: 19
Coding region: 979-4488 (1169 amino acids)
Cellular component (GO): cell periphery
Source: RefSeq, a predicted model, not a curated record
UUUCUAAGAUAUAUGUAUACAUACGUAGGUAUGCAGUACAAUGAAAAUUGCUGAAACUAAAGAAUAUGAAAACUAUAAUGAUAAAAACAGAAGUUUUUUAAUAAACAGCCAAUUCAUUUUUAAUAGGUACAUAUUAACGUUACACCAAUUGCACCUAUAAUAUGCUCUAUAUAUAUAUGUGUGUGUGUGUGUGUGUGUGUGUGUGUGUGUGUGUGUGUGUGUGUGUGUGUGUGUGUGUGUGUGUGUGUGUGUGUGUGUGUGUGUGUGUGUGUGUGUGUGUGUGUGUGUGUGUGUAUGCAUGUAUAUAUAAUGCAAAUAUAAUAUAAACAGUACUCUUUCGUUUAGCAGACUUUAGGUCAAUAUAAUCCCUUCAUUGAUUAAAGUCGAUAUUCUGUCAGAGUUCUUUCCCUAAAGGACGUCCUUCGUAGUGGGGUGGGCUGACGAAUAAGGGAGAGAGAACUGGCCGUCGACCCCGACAGUUUAGUUGCCUUAUGAACCGCGUAUGGGUCGUUCGUGUUUUACCCUUACAUUUUCUCUAUUAAAAUUCCUUUUACAUUUCUUUCAUUCUGUCUGCUAUAGAUUUUUUUCUGCUUACGAUUAAUACGUUAUUGUCUAUGAUUGUUUCAUUGGAUCAAUGAGGACGUCGUGUGAGCAUUUAAAAGGAAAAGUUUGGAAACAUAAAUAAGAUAGAUUAUGAUGUUAAUGCUUAACAUUAUGGUUAAUGGUAAUAAAGACGACGUACUAUCAAGCAUUUUCCUAAAUUGCGAAGGUGAAAAAAUGUUGGAGAAGUGAAUAGUGAAAGUUUGCGGUGUACAUAAGUCCUUCGAUAUCGAUUUCUGCAAAUUGCAGUGGUGCAUCCUCCACCAACAGCACAUUUAUGACUCUGCUGCUCUCAAUGCGAGAAAAAUUAUUCUCGAGGAGAAUGUUCGCAUCCAGAUAAACCAGAAAAUUAAAUUGAACACGGAUGACGAAUUGGAUAUGAAUUUGAAAUUUAAAUGGCUCUUCCUUGGAAUACUAGUUACCAUCCUCCUUGAAUUCGAUAUUACUAGAUCAAUGAUAAAGGAAGAAGAUGAGUUUGUUGCAUUGAAAAUUGAUUCUCCUUCUUCUCACGUCGCUCUUUCGGGAGACCUUACAAUAUCUGUUAGAAAAUCGACUGAAACGUUAGAAAAAACAAAGUACAAAUAUGGAUUCAAAGAAGAAGAAGAAGAAAAUGCAGAUUCGAAAUCACUUGAAGUGAUUUCUAAUCAAUUUUUUCUACUGAGAGUACUGUACCUUUUUGAAGACAUAUCAGAAUUAAUAGGUGAAAUUCAACUGGAACAAUUGCCUUCGGGAAAUGAAACCAUUUCAAUCAUCAUUCCCUGCGGGUAUUUUACUCGUGGCGGUGUUUACGUUCUACGAGUGGAAUAUAAGUAUGAAAAUUCAACAGUGCCUGUUGCCACUCUUCAUCAGACAAGUAAAAUAUUAGAUGUAAAGUGGCCACUACCAACAAUCUUCUUAGAAUCUCAGCAAAUUUCUACUUACCCGGAUAAGCCUGUCAAAGCCACAAUAAGAUACAAUGGAGUAAACUGCAGUCCAUCUGAUAAUGUUCCUGUAGCUGUUUACAUCCUACAAUUAAUAUAUUGCGGAUCUAGUGUAACUGCUUGUUAUUUGCAGAAUAAUACUUAUAUUCAAAUAUUAUAUUAUGAAGAAAUAAGAGAUUUUUUACCAACAAAGACUAUUUUUUUCCGAUGUGAAUUGCUCGGGUUACCUGGCAAUUAUGCUGUAAGAUUAAAAGCUUCGAAUACCAAUCCUACAGCACCAAAUACUAGCGUGUACUUUAAGGUGAAAUGGUCUGAAGAAUUUAAACUUACGGUUCAUGCAAGAUCGAUAUAUCCUUGUGAAGGGUCAGGAGGUGUAGCCGUCCUUUUCGAAUAUCCUGCGUGUCGACUAGAAGGUGAUCGUGUUCGCGUUUAUGGUCGUUUGAAAGCUGAUGUUACUUCCGUUGCUUCACCCUCCAGUCUUCAUUAUAUUACCGAAUCUAGAUCAAUACCUGGCAAGCAUUCCUUGGCUUUCGAUUGUGAUCUUUUCACAGAAAAAUUUGUCGAAUAUUGUUUCGUCUAUGUUAGCCAGGCGGUCACAGGUGCUAUGGGGGACGUUAAUAUGUCCUGCAUACCCACCUUCCCUCUCCAAGAAAGUGAUGCUGCUGGUUGGGGACCUUGGAGUUCAUGGAGCCCAUGCAGUAGCUCGUGUUUUGGAGGAAUUCGAAAUCGAUAUCGCUUUUGUGAUACUCCACCUCCGAAAUACGGAGCAAGAUUUUGCCAGGGAAAGGCAAUAGAAACUGAAUUCUGUGGCAAAAUAUUUUGGGAAGCAUCCUCUAAAAAUGAAGAAUGGCAUAAUCGAAUUCAGAAUUCGAUAUGCGAUAGUGCAGUUUUAGCUGCAACAAAGCCGGAAGUUGUAGCUAACAUUGGAUUACAGUGUCGAUGUGGAUGUCGUAUUGUAUUAAAGCAUCAACCUUUCAGGAAAAUCCUUGGAGCUAAUACUCAAGCUUGCCCUGGCCGAUCAUUCUGGCUUUUGCAAGCGCAGGCGGAUUUUAUAAUUGGAUUACAUUUAGAUCAAUUACAAUUUCCUUGCCCGGGGCAGUAUUUUCGUGUUCGGGAUGGGAAUUCCUUAAAUGCAGAUCUCUUAAUCGACGUUACAUAUGAUAAAAUGCAAUUUACUGUGAAAACACUCGUCAGCUCUGGGCAAAAUUUAUUACUGGAAUUUUUUAGUGAUGAACUUGUAGCAUCAGGAGAUGCUUGUAUCGGUGGUUUUCUUGCCCAUGCAGCUGUACUAGAUAAAAAGUAUCUAAAAAGGAAUAGAACCACCACCACUGUGCCUUUUGAAACAAAUUCAACGAACGUUGAAGAAGAAUGGAUCUUCUGGAAACCAGCACAUUUAGCAACUGCCUUGCUAUUGAUACUCAUAUUUAUAGUUUCUAUUUUCUUGACGUUACAAUUUAUUAUAAAGUAUAGAAAGUAUCGUAUUGCUGAGGAUUUGGACAGUCUCAAUGAUGUUUCAGAACUAAUGCCUGAUCGAUCAAAAUUUCUAUCUACAAGUACAAUCAUUUCCGAAGUUAUCUCUAUGAUAGAAACAACCACAAAAUCUGCUCCAAAGGAGACUUUAAGUAAUACAGAAGAUCACUACCAUAGUAUUGAAACCUUAACAGGGUGCAAGGAUGAAUCUACAUUGAGUUCUAGUACAUUAAAAUUAAAUAGCACAUUGGAAAGUUCUUCUGACAAAACAAUCACAUCAAUAAAGUCAAACUGUGAUAAAUUAUUAUCAGCUUCCAGUAUUCUUGUGUAUCAUAAACCAGAAGUUAAAUAUGCUUAUCCCGUAAAGUUACAAACAAUAGAUUAUGAUGGUUCAGAAGAGAAAGAAUCAAAAAUGGAAAACGGUAACUUAAAAGAUAAUAAAAGUAAUAGCAUCUCAAAAAUUUAUCAAAAUAAUGAUAUUAUUUAUUCAGAAGGAAAAGAAUCUUCACCUGAAAGUGUUAUUUCAAGUCCAUCAAUUUUAGUAAGUGGGAAAGAAACAAAGGAAAGAAGAAAUCGUGAAAAACUUCUACAAGGCCCAGGAUCAGAAUUUAGUCUAACAAAUCCUGAUUCAGAACUCGAACUGGAUUAUUAUGAUUACAAUGUAGCAAAUGCUAGUGCUGUUCCAGGAUCUUACUUAGGAAUGGAUCCUGCUUUUUUAGUUUGGAUCCCACCAAUCGAGGAUUUACAUCUAGACACAGAAGAUCUUCUCUUAGGAAGCAAGAGAAAUUCUAUUUUGGCUCUUGAGACUGAAGGUGCUGCAUUAACACCUUCCGAAUAUAGAAGAAUGAAACUUUCUAGUUUUGAAGAUUUUGGAUUUGAAUUGGAACAAGGAACAAGAACGUUUGAAAAAUUACUUCCUGUCCAAAAACUUCUAGAAGAUUCUAGUAUUAAAGUAAGCAUGGAAUCUGUAUCUGGUAUCCUUGAGCAUAAACAAUACUGUGUUAUUUCAAACCGGAGGGUUCGUCUAGGCAAAGAUGAAGAAUCAAGCGAAGAAUCGAACUCUUCUAAAAGCCUUCUUGGAAGCCCUAUAAAUAUGCUGAAUAACGAUGAAAAUAAUAAAGGAAAACUAUGUUCUACGCCAAACAGAAUUUUACAAAAAGAUCUUUCAAAGAUAAAGCAAAAUUGUAAUCAAAAAAAAAUUCCCAACAAUCAAGACGAGGAUAUAACAAACAUGUCUUGUAAAUAUAAAGAGUUAAUGGAGUGCAGUCAGUCAAUUACAAACAUAAAGGACACAGUAAAUAUUCCUAUGACAGAAUUAUCAGGGAGCCCUUUAAAAAGCUUUUCUCAAGUACGAAAAUUAAAUAGCAGAGAUAUUGAUGCUUCUUUAAAUGUUCAAAAUCCAGAUUAUGGUAUAGAAACAUUUUGCCUAAAGCAGGGGUCUUUUUAUGAUCAAAAUAUUAAAUUUGUUGACGAUGAUGACGAUGAAUAUAUCGACUAGAAAUUUUAUAAAAUUAUCCUUAUUCGUUUCUACUAUAAUUUCUAUAAUUUUUUUAGUUAAACGUUUUCGUUUAUAUCAUUCGCUAGCUUAAUAGCACGCGAACAUUUGAUUAUUUAAUGGUAUUUAAUGGUAUUUUAAAUACCUUAAUAUUAUUUCUUUAAAUAUAAUUAUAUUUCUUGUUAUUACAAAGUAAUGAUUUUAGAAAAUUGUUAAACUUGUAACAAAGAACAUUAAUGUCUCUCAAGAUAUAAUCAAGAGUUGAUUGUCGAGGCUUUUUUUUAUCUCUAAUAGAAUUUGGAUUUUGAUGUAAUAAUUAAUGUUAUAACGGCUAACUGAUAUAAUAGUUAGUGGCGAUCUAAAUGAACAGACAAUGAAAAAAAGAACAAAGAGAAAAACUAUAUUUAACUACUUUGACUCUGCUACCGAACGAUUCAUAUCGAUUUACAAAAUUUACUGUAACUUCGUCAAUUAUAAAGAUACGGCUAUUAAAUUUAGAGGGAAUAUGUAAAAAGGAAUAGGCAAUCUAUUUAUGAGCCUAAAGCAGUGCUUCUUAAACUUUUCGCAUUCACAAUCUCGAAAAUUUUCACGAUAAAUUUCACCCGUAAUUCUGUUACACGAUCUCAUAUGGGGUUGCGAUCUAUAGUUUAAGAAGUCUUGAUAUAAAGGGACGAUUAUAAAAUGCUACGUAGCGGCAUUUACUAGCUCGAUCGUUGAAUACUAAUGGCUCACUGCCAUGAGGUAGUAGAGAUAAUAAGGUCAUAUUAUGCGGAAAUCUUCGAGUUGCAUUUUGAAAUAUAUUACUAUAAUAUUAUCACGCUCAUAUGUUGAACUAAAAAGAUUUUUUUUAUAGAUGAAUAAUUAGAUCUUUAUUUUAAAUUUAAAAAUGUUUGUAAAGUUCAAAUUUUUGUUCUUCUUCUUUCUUUAUUUCGAUUUUGAACUUGUACGAUUUAUCGGGAAUCAAAAAACAUAAGUCUGUGAAACUUUAUCAAAAAAAAGGCAUAAGGUCUAAGAGAUCUCAUAUUUCCAACAAAAAUAUCCAAAAGUAAAUUUCAAGUAAUAAACAUGGAAUUGAAUGCAAUAAGGGAGACUAAUUUCUAGUUUUUGGAAUCAGAUCUUCGAUAUUUUUAAAAUCGUUAACCACUUUAACAUGAUUAUGUGCAAUUGUAUAUAAUAAUUCUCAUUAUUUAAUCAUUGGUAUAGUACAAAUUAUAUGGCGCAGUACGGUUACUCUAAGAUUUACUAUUUUGCUAUGUAAUUGUAUAAAAUAUAAAAUGUAUCUGAAAAUAUAUAUAUCAUGCAUAAGAAUGAUACGGCUAACGAAAGAUAGCCGUGAGUAAAUGUAUAUUCUUAUAUAACUGAUGUAUAUCAAUUUUUCUUCUUCAAAUAACUCGUAACAGAAAUCAUGUGUAAAGCUGUAAUAUAUUUUAUAGGAGCUGAUUUCUAUAUCACUUAUAUUACUUAUUUCAAGCAUUAAUUUAGGUCUCAUUUACUUUUCUAGAAAAGGAUAUAUGUAUUGUUAAUUAAUACAGGAUGUUUCGUGUACCUCGGUUACUUUAAUAUCCUAAGACGCCUGUGUAUACCUUUUGUAAUACGAAAAAUUGUAUGAGGAAAAAAUUGACUACUUUGGAACAACGAACACUAUAAUUCAUGACUUCACCCACAACGUCAUCUGAAGCAGUCAAUUUCAUCUUGCCUGAUUACAAUUAAAAUAAUAUUGUCACGUUGAUUAAUAAUUCACUAGCAAUAUUUUUAUUGUUCUCUUUGUAUAUAAAUGGUAAAGUAAAUUAUCAAAUAUGAAAUACAAAAGUAAUGUAAUUCGACGAUGUAUUUGAGAAAUAAGUUUGCCAUAUGUUACAUGAAAAUAUAUGUAGAUACUAGUUUUUAUCAUACAUAUACGAUGAAAGGAUAUCGAUAUUUAAAAGAUUAUAUAUUUUUAGAAACGUACAUAUACAUAUUUAUAAUAUUUAAAAUUAAUAUUUAUAUGACGUUAAAUUAGUAAUUAUCAUUUUCAACGUGUAUAUACAUUCAACUAAUGUUAAUUUUUAAUCACUAAUUUUAAAUUACAUUCUACGUAAAUUAAUUUCUAUUUAUUAUUGAUUUCUUGCAAAGCACUAGUCAUCGGAUGAUUAAUUUUUAGUUUUCUCAUCUUCUAUUUCGAGUCAAUUAGUACGUUAUGCUACGCGCUGUAAUGAUGUAAAAAUUUUUAAUCAAGUAAUAGCAUAUAAAUUAAUGUAUAUAAUUAAUACUGUAACCGAAACAAAGAAUAAGAUUUAUCGGAUAAUACAUUCGACAAACAUUUUGUAUCAAAUUUUACUGUACUUUAUUAUAAUUUUUAUUGUAAACAUUCUAUGCAUACAUUUGAAAAAUACGUUUUAUGUGUCACGAUUAAAUAGCAAAAUUAAAUAAAUUAAAAGAAUAUUUGACCGAG